This is a messenger RNA of Cyprinodon variegatus (sheepshead minnow), 504 nucleotides long. RefSeq names its product leptin receptor overlapping transcript-like 1 (gene leprotl1). The transcript is spliced from 4 exons. Gene Ontology annotation, cellular component: endosome. The coding region runs from base 88 to 486 and encodes 132 amino acids. Lineage: Eukaryota; Metazoa; Chordata; Actinopteri; Cyprinodontiformes; Cyprinodontidae. Gene Ontology annotation, biological process: late endosome to vacuole transport via multivesicular body sorting pathway; negative regulation of growth hormone receptor signaling pathway. The record is from RefSeq and is a predicted model, not a curated record.
ACUCUUCAUUCGAGGAGGAGGAAAAGAAGAAGAGGGGGUUUUGUUGUCAUCCGUCAGGGUAGUGUGUCGAGCUUUUGUCCAGGAGAAAUGGCCGGAAUUAAAGCUCUGAUCAGCCUCUCCUUCGGAGGGGCCAUCGGCCUCAUGUUCCUCAUGCUUGGAUGUGCCCUGCCUGUAUAUAAUAACAAAUACUGGCCUCUGUUCCUCCUCUUCUUCUACAUCCUCUCCCCUAUCCCUUACUGCAUUUCGCGGCGGGUAGUUGAUGACACAGACUCUGCCAGUAACGCCUGCAAAGAGCUGGCCAUCUUCCUCACGACGGGCAUCGUCAUCUCUGCCUUCGGCCUGCCCAUUGUCUUCGCGAGAGCUCAAGUGAUCGCCUGGGGGGCGUGUGCGCUCGUGCUAACAGGUAACGUAGUCAUCUUCGGGACCAUCCUCGGUUUCUUCCUGGUCUUCGGAUCCAACGACGACUUCAGUUGGCAGCAGUGGUAAAACGUCCAAGUGAGGGGG